Molecule: messenger RNA, 1737 nt
Organism: Glarea lozoyensis ATCC 20868
Lineage: Eukaryota; Fungi; Ascomycota; Leotiomycetes; Helotiales; Helotiaceae
Product: FAD/NAD(P)-binding protein
Exons: 6
Coding region: 1-1737 (578 amino acids)
Biological process (GO): secondary metabolite biosynthetic process
Molecular function (GO): flavin adenine dinucleotide binding; oxidoreductase activity, acting on CH-OH group of donors
Source: RefSeq, a predicted model, not a curated record
AUGAAAAACUGUUCAAUUCUAACGAUUGCUGCGAGUGUUUUGGUGGGUGGAGUUCGUGCAGCUCCUGAAUUGGCGAGGAAAGCGAUUCAUUAUACUCGCUCAUCGGAUUUGAGAUCUUCUUAUGAUUAUAUCAUUGCUGGUGGUGGGACGGCUGGGCUGACGGUUGCCGAUCGAUUGACCGAGAGUGGAAGAUAUUCCGUUUUAGUCGUUGAAUAUGGGUACUUUUCAGACAUCCCAUCAUCUGUUUUGGACCCACUUAACCCAAUUGAUGCCUCUCCGGAUUCUUUGAUGUACAAUAUCACCUCGGUUGGAACCGUCAAGCAAUUUAGCUGCACCUUCUUUCCUCCAGAACCUCAACUUGCAGCAGACUUUGAGAUAAAAUAUGAUAUCGAAAGUGCGUGGGGAGGCACUGGCCCUGUUUUAGCGAGUUAUGGUCAUUAUCAGUAUCCUCUAACCAAGGUUCUACUAGAUGGCUGGAGAACACUACCGGGAGUUGAAUACCCUGCAGAUGGUUCCGAAGGUAAAGCUGGUGUGUUGUGGAUUCCCUCUUCUCAAGACCCAAAAACUCAAACCCGUUCUUAUGCCCGUACCGCACAUUAUGACCGAGUACAGCCGCGCAAGAAUUAUGCGAUAAUCACUGGCCAUAAAGUGGACAAAAUAAACUUUGCUCGAGAUCGAAGAUCAUUAACCGCAAUCAGUGUGAAAGUCUCCGCCAGAGGAGAUAAUUCCUCAGUGUCGACUAUCACUGCUAGGAAAGAGAUAAUUCUUGCCGCAGGAGCAAUUCACACGCCUCAGAUUCUGCAGCGUAGUGGUGUUGGGCCACAAUCUGUUCUGAAAGCUGCCAAAAUACCAAUGGUUCUUGACCUGCCUGGAGUUGGAGCAAACUUCCAAGAUCACUCAUGGUUUGCAAUGGGAAUUCAAUUCCAAACCCCAGUUCUUCCUGACCGCCAAUCUUUAGUCAAUAACAAGACAUUUGCUGAAUGGGCGUUGAAAUUAUGGCAGACCAACAUGACAGGCCCAUAUUCCAUUCGAGGCGGUGGUGGUGCUCUUGCACAAUUGGGGCUCCCCGUCAUAGCUCCAGAUGUAUUUUCAUCCAUUGCAUCCGACAUCGAAAGUCAAGACGCAGCCAGCCUCUUGCCAACUAACGUAGACUCGACAAUUGUCGCUGGAUACCGAUCUCAACUCAAACUCAUGGCAAAAGCAGCACGAUCUAAGAACACGGCUUGGCUUCAAAUGGGACUCGGUGGAAAUCCAUUUGGAAGUCCAGAUCAGUGGGUUUUCAACAUCCAUCCGUUGAGCAGAGGAACAGUAAAUGUUGACCCUGCGGAUCCAAACGGCGAACCACUUGUCGAUUAUCGUAUGUUGUCAAAUCCAGUUGAUCUUCGCGUGGCCAUCGCCCUCUUCCGCGCGGUGAGAAACUUCUUUAACAGCCGAGGUGAAGUGAAAAGACUUUCUCCACUUGAAACAAAGCCAGGAGUCAAUAUUACUUCGGAUGCAGACAUUGCAAAGUAUCUCUUGACAACACUUAAUCCAAGUCAAUAUCACCCCGUCGGAACUGCUGCUAUGUUACCCCUGAGACUAGGUGGUGUGGUGGAUGAUGAGCUGAAAGUGUAUGGUGUGGAUGGGUUAAGUGUUGUUGAUGCCAGUAUUAUUCCAUUGAUUCCUGGGGGGACGACACAAUCGACAGUCUAUGCUAUUGGGGAGAAGGCUUCAGAUCUGAUUAAAGCAAGAGCUUGA